AUGUCUCGUCGGUCCAUUUGGCUCGGCCUUGGCGGCCUUUCGGGUGCGUCGGCAGUGGGCGCGGGAGCGUAUGGGUCGCACGGGCUGGUGGCGAAGGUGGAUGACGUGAGCCUCCUCAAGCUGUGGAAGACCGGCAACCACUACCACCUCGCGCACUCGUUCGCCCUCCUCGCCUGCGGCUUCGUGGCCUCGCCCUACAGCCACGUCGCCGGCACCCUCUUCCUCUCCGGGAUCACGCUCUUCUCGGGCACCAUGUACGCCAAGGCGCUGACCGACAACAAGCAGCCGUCGUUCAAGGGCUCGGCGCCGUUGGGCGGUUUUGCGUUGAUGGGCGGCUGGCUUGCUCUGGCCGUGGCCAGGCUGCCCAAGUAG
Molecule: messenger RNA, 372 nt
Organism: Acanthamoeba castellanii str. Neff
Lineage: Eukaryota; Discosea; Longamoebia; Acanthamoebidae
Exons: 4
Coding region: 1-372 (123 amino acids)
Source: RefSeq, a predicted model, not a curated record